GAGAAUGGACAGCACGUAGGAGCGAGACUCCGAGUGAGAAUUUCAUCAGCAGCGGUGCCCGCCCCUCGAUUCAGCGACGAUCGUAGUGAACAUGGACACACCGUGGCCCCGCACCCCGAGACAGUAGCAGUUUCUUUCCAUCUCUCUGAGACCCACGAUCCGUACCCUGGCCCGGGGGAGUUUUCUGCUAAUUAACGAAGGAGAUGAAGAAGUAUCUCAUACAGUUGGAAACGUGCUUUGUGUCUGAAAUGAAGGUUUCUGUUGAACCAGGGUGCUGAGAACACGGCAGCAUUUGUUCAGUUCUUCCACUACGUCGAUUCUGUGCGAGUUCCAUUGCAUUUGACAUCUGAUCUGCUGGCAUAUCAGUGAGUUCACAGUAUGUAGCGGCCAUUCACCUGCUCUGAGUGUCAAUUCACGCUGAGAAGAGACACUUCACCUGCUCAGAUUGUGAGAAGAAAUUCACCUCAGUGAUCUGAUCUUUGCACAGCAGUUAAUUUGCACUUGGAAGAUGCUGUUCACCUGCUCAGACUGUGGGAAGGGAUUUACUCAGUCAUCUCAAUUGAAGAUACAUCAGCGUGUUCACACCGGUGAGAGACCAUUCAUCUGCUCAGACUGUGGGAAGGGAUUCACUCUGUCUUCUAACCUAUUGGCACACCAGUUAAUUCACACUGGGGAGAGGCCAUUCACCUGUUCAGAUUGUGGGAAGGGAUUCACUCAGUCAUCCCACCUACAGACACACCAGCGAAUUCACACUGGGGAUAGGCCAUUCAUCUGCUCAGACUGUGGGAAGGGAUUCAGUCGGUCAUCUGACCUAUUGGCACACCAGUUAAUUCACACAGGAGAGAGGCCAUUCACCUGCUCGGAUUGUGGGAAGGGAUUCACUCAGUCAUCCCACCUAAAGGCACACCUGCGAGUUCACACUGGAGAGAGGCCUUUCACCUGCUCAAACUGUGGGAAGGGCUUCACUCACUCAUCCCACCUACAGACACACCAGUCAGUUCACACUGGGAAAAGACCAUUCACCUGCUCAGACUGUGGGAAGGGAUUCACUCGGUCUGCUCAACUGAAGAUACAUCAGCGAGUUCACACUGGGGAGAGACCGUUCACCUGUUCUGCAUGUGGAAAGGGAUUUACUCAGUCAUCUCAACUGAAGAUUCAUCAGCGAGUUCACACAGGGGAGAGGCCAUUCAUCUGCUCAGAAUGUGGGAAGGGAUUCACUCUGUCAUCUCAACUAAAGGUACAUCAGCGAGUUCACACUGGGGAGAGGCCAUUCACCUGCUCAGAAUGUGGGAAGGGGUUUACUCUGUCAUUUCAACUGAAGGUUCAUCAGCGAGUUCACACUGGGGAGAGGCCGUUCACCUGCUCUGACUGUGGGAGAGGUUUCACUCACUCAUCUCAACUGAAGAUACAUCAGCGAGUUCACACUGGGGAGAGGCCGUUCACCUGUUCAGACUGUGGGAAGGGGUUUACUCGGUCAUCUCAACUGAAAGAACAUCAGCGAGUUCACACUGGGGAGAGGCCAUUCACCUGCUCAGACUGUGGGAAGGGAUUCACUCAGUCAUCCCAACUGAAUGUGCACCAGCGAGUUCACACUGGGGAGAGGCCAUUUACUUGCUCAGACUGUGGGAAGGGAUUCACUCAGUCAUCCCACCUACGAACACACCAAUCACUUCACACUGGGGAGAGACCGUUCAGUUGCUCAGACUGUGAGAAGCGAUUCACUCGGUCCUCUGACCUACUGGCACACCAGUCAGUUCAUUCUGGGGAGAUGCCAUACACCUGUUCAGACUGUGGGAAGGGUUUCACUCAGUCAUCCAGCCUACAGAGACACCUGUCAUUUCACACUGGGGAAAAUCCCUUCACCUGUUCAGACUGUGGGAAAGGAUUCACUCAGUUAUCUCAGCUAAAGGAUCAUCAGCGAAUUCACACUGGGGAGAGACCAUUCACCUGCUCAGACUGUGGGAAGGGAUUUCCUCGAUCAUCUCAACUGAAGGUACAUCAGCGAAUUCACACUGGGGAGAGGCCGUUCACCUGCUCAGAAUGUGGGAAGGGGUUCACUCAAUCAUCCCAUCUGCAGACACACCAGCGAUUUCACACCGGCUUGAGGCUGUUCAGCUGCUCAGACUGUGGGAAGGAAUUCACACUCUCAUCUCAACUGAAGGUACAUCAGCGAGUUCACACUGGGGAGAGACCAUUCACCUGCUCAGACUGUGGUAAAGGAUUUACUCACUCAUCCCACUUAAAGACACACCAACGGGUACACACAGGGGAGAGGCCGUUCAUCUGUUCCACGUGUGGGAAGGGAUUCACUCAGUCAUCCCACCUAAAGACACACCAGCGAGUUCACACUGGUGAGGGGCCAUUCACCUACUGAGACAGUGGAAAGGGAUUCACUCAAUCAUCUGAACUGAAGGUACAUUCAUGAAUUCACACUGAGAGGCUGCACCCCUGUCCUAUGUGAGCAAAGAGGCUGACAUGGUCAUCCCACCAGAUGACAAACCACUAAGUUCACAUGGGGAGGCGGUUUAAAAGAACUCUAUAUUGAAUUUUUAACCACCACAUUUGCUAAAUCCAGUUGCAAUUUCAAGAGUGACUAAUGGUGUCAGAUCCUGUAGUUACUGCUGCUGUUCAUCACACCUGGAACUGAACCCUGGUCAUUGGGCACGGGAGUGUCAUGAUCUCGGAUCAUUAGUAGAGUAUUCAUGGGGGCUCUGAGUUUUUGCUGCUCGGGGUUCUUUUAUUGUAUUAUCUGCAUUUUAUUAAUUAUAGUUAUCCCUGUUGUUGCUCUUCACCUUUUUUAUGUCUUAUUGUUAGGUCUUCUGUCAGUUUACAUUUAAGUUGCAAUUGUCCUUGAGUACUUCCAAUUAAUUCUCCAAGACUUUGCAGGUGUCCAAUUAAGUAGUCUUUGACUCCUCUCUUGUUAAAAUAUAGUAGCAUGUUAGCUUGUCAUUAGUCUGUAGCUUUAUGAGCUGGGUACAGAUUUUCUUCUUGCGUGGAGUGUAUGUAAAGGGGUAGUGCUAACCCCUCGUUGGCUCAGUCAACCUGAUCCUUUCCUAAUGAAGUUCUGGCUGAGUUAUCCAUGAACUGGUCUGUAAAUAAAAUUCUGAGCUUUGCUGAACCUUUCAGAGUCUCUGUAAUGAUCUUCAGUUUGGGUCUGAAGUUGCAGCGUCAAGAAGGCUUGUUCUGAUGACAUAGGCCUUUAAUUGGACCUAAAUAUUGUGGAAGGGAUCCAUCAUAAAUAACUCGGUUAUAUUUUACAUCUUGUCUCUCAAGUCCUUACUGACUGCAGCCAGCUCAGUGUACAGUAUAGAGGCCAAUCUGCCCUUCUGGUUCCUGCCAGUGUUCCUGUUCCGUCUCCUCCUAUCACCUGGUAGCAACGUUCUUUUUCUCCAUCGCCCAUGUGGUGAUGGGUUCUGAAUGGUCACCACUCUGGGUGAAGAAGUGUCGACACCGAUCAACUGGUCUCGGACAAUCUGCACUCAUUCUUUCUCAAACUUUAUUACUUGUGAAAAAAGGCAACUGUCCAGCUACUGUCACUGGACUGCUCUGAAACUCCUGCUCAGAAUUGUCAACUUUAUAUGGACAUAGAGCAACUGAAAUCACCUGCAGCUUCUGAUCCUUUACUUGGAUUCACAGAGCUCUUAUCAUGAUAAUAGUCUGACAGAUCGAGGUAGCCAACAGAACUGUAUGCAUUUUACACACAAUAAAUGAUAGAGGGACUCAAAGUCAGGCAAUAUCAAUGGAGGGAAUAAACCGUUGACCUUUGGGUUGAGACAUUUCAUCACCACUCAACGGAUUCUGGCAUGUUUCCAGUGUUGUUGAAAACUGCAAAUGUCAUUCCACUCUUCAAGAAGGAAGAGAGGCAGUAGAAAGGAAAUUAUAUGGAAAUUGGUACUUGGAGGCACAUGACAAAACAGGCCAUGGACAGCAUGGUUUCUGGAAGGGAAAAUCUUGCCUGACAAAUCUAAUUCUUACAACAUGCUGGAGGAACUCAGCAGGUCAGGCAGCAUCAGUGGAAACGUCGACUCAUCGUUUCCACGGAUGCUGCCGGACCUGCUGAGUUCCUCCAGCGUGUUGUGAGUGUUGCUUUGAUUCCAGCAUCUGCAGAUUAUUUUGUGUUUACGAAAUCUAAUUCUUUGAAGAAAUAACAAGCAGGAUAGGCAAAGGAGAAUCAGAGGAUGUUGUCUACUUGGAUUUUAAGAAGGCCUUUGACAAGGUGCCGCACAUGCGUCUGCUUAACAAGUUAAGAGCCCAUGGUAUUAAAGGAAAGAUACUAGCAUGGAUAGAGCAUUGACUUAUUGCCAGGGAGCAAAGAGUGGGAAUAAAGGGAGCCUUUUCUGGCUGGCUGCCGGUGACUAGAGGUGUUCCACAAGGAUUGGUGUUGGGACCACUUUGUUUUACUUUUUUUUGUCAAUCAUUUUGGAUAACAACUUUGUGGUCAAGUUUGCAGACAAUGUGAAAGCAGGUGGAAGGGCAAGUAGUGUUGAAGCAGGGAGGCUUCAGAAGGACUUAACAGAUUUAGGAGAAUGGGCAAAGAAGUGGCAGAUGGAAUAUGAUGUGGGAUAGUUUAUGGUAAUUCACUUCGAUAGAAGAAAUAAAAGGAUAAAAUAUUUUCUAACUGGAGAGAAAAUUUAAAAAUCUGAGCUGCAAAAGGACUUCGGAGUCCUCAUGCAGGAUUCCCUAAAGGUAAACUUGUAGUGGCAAGAAAGGCAAAUGUGAUGUUGGCGUUCAUUUUGAGAGGACUAGAAUGUACAGGCGAGGAUGUAAUGCUUUAUAAGGCACUGGUGAGGCCUCACUAUGAGUAGGUUUAGACCCCUGAUGUAAGAAAGGACGCACUGACAUUGGAGAAAGUUAAAAGGAGGUUCAUGAAAAUGGUUCCAGGAUUAAAAGGCUUAUCAUAUGAGGAGUGUUUGAUGGCUCUGCACCUGUACUCUACAGAAUUCAGUAGAGUGAGGGGGAACCUCAUUGAAACCUAUUGAAUAUUGAAAGGCCUUGAUAGAGUGGAUGCGGAGAGGAUGUUUCCUAUGCUGGUGGAGUCUAAGACUGGAGGACACAGAGGGACAUCCAUUUAGAAUGGAGAUGAGGAGGAUUUUUUUUAGCCAGAGAGUGGUGAAUCUGUGAAAUUCAGUGCCACAGGUGGCUGUGGAGGCCAAGUCAAUGGGUAGAGGUUGAUAGACUCUUCAUUGGGGAUAGAAGGAGAAGGCAAGAGAUUGGGGCUGAGAGGGAAAUGGGAGAGCCAUGAUGAAAUGUGGAGCUGAUCUGAUGGAACCAAAUGGCCUAUCUCUGCUCCUAUAUCAUGAUCUUAUGGCCUUACCAAAUAUUGGACCCACCUACGUGGAACGCUGUUGCAGGAAAGCAGCAUCCUUCAUCUGGGACCCCACCACCAAGGACAUGCUCUCUCUUCACUACUGCAAUCAAGAAGAAGGUACAGGAACUUCAGUACUCACACCACCAGGUUCAGAAUCAGUUAUUGCCACUCAACCUUCAGGCUCUUGAGCCAAAGGAGAUAAUUUCAUAAGAACUAGGAGCAGGAAUAGGCCAUCUGGCUUGGCGAGCCUGCUCCGCCAUUCAAUAAGAUCAUGGCUGAUUUGGUCAUGAACUCAUGUCCACCUACCUGCCUUUCCCCAUAACACAUAAUUCCACUCCUAUGCAAAAAUCUGUCUCACCUUGUCUUAAAUAUAUUUACUAAGGUAGCCUCCACUGCUUCAUUGGGCAGAGAAUUCCACAGAUUCACCACUCUCUGGGAAAAGCAGUAUCUUCUCUUGGUCUUAAAUCUACUCCCCCAAAUAUUGAAGCUAUGUUCUCCAGUUCUAUUCUCACCUACCAGUGGAAACAACUUUCCUGCCUCUUAUCUAUCCCUUUCAUUAUUUUAUAUGUUUCUAUGAGAUUUCCUCUCAUUCUUCUGAAUUCCAGCAAGUACAGUCCCAGGCAAUCCAAUCUCUCCUCAUAGUCUAACUGUCUCAUCUCUGGAAUCAAACUGGUGAACUUCCUCUGCACUGCCUCCAAAGCCAGUAUAUCCUUCCUCAAGCAAGGAGCCAGAAAUGCAAGUAGGAACUCCAUGUGCAGCCUCACCAGUACCUUGUACAGUUGCAGCAUAGCCUCCCUGCUCUUAAAUUCAAUCCCUCUAGUAAUGAAGGCCACCAUCCCAUUUGCCUUCUUGAUAGCCUGCUGCACCUGCAGAACAACAUUUUGUGAUCGAUGCACACGCACUCCCAAGUCCUUCUGCACAGCAGCAUGCUGCAAUAUUUUACCAUUUAAACAAUAGAUCAUCCAAAGUGGAUGACCUCACAUUUACCAACAUUCUACUCCAUGUGCCAGACCCUUGCCCACUCACUUAACCUAUCUAUAUCUCUCUGCAGACUUCCUGUAUCUUCUGCACAAUUUGCUUUUCCACUCAAUUUAGUGUCAUCAGCAAACUUAGAUACACUACACUUGGCCCCCUCUUGUUGAUCAUUAAUGUAUAUCAUGAACAGUUGCGGCCCCAGCACUGACCCCUGUGGCACACCGCUCAGCACUGAUUGACAACCAGAGUAACACCCAUGUAUCUCAACUCUCUGCUUUCUAUUGGUUAACCAAUCCUCUAUCCAUGCUAAUGCAUCACCCCCAACUCUACGCAUUCUUAUCUUUUAUGUGGCACCUCAUCGAAUGCCUCCUGGAAAUCCAAGUAACUAACAUCUAUCUGUUCCCUUCUAUCCACUGCACUCUAUAUCCUCAAGGAACACCAGUAAGUUUGUCAACAGGACCUGCCUUUGCUGAAUCCAUGCUGCAUCUGCCUGAUGGAUCCAUUCCUUUCCAAAUGCCUUGCUAUUUCUUCCCCCAUCUGCGAAUGUUAAACUAACUGGCCUAUGGUAACCUGCCUUUUGCCUACAUCCUUUUUUGAACAGUGGUGUGACACUUGCCAUCUUCCAAUCCAGCAGGACCUGCUCAGAGUCCAGAGAAUUUUGGUAAAUCAUCACCAACACAUCUACUAAAACUUCUGCCAUUUCUUUCAGUACCCUGGGAUGUAUUCCAUCAGGGCCAGGGGGCUUAUCUAUCUUCAGGCUGUUACAUACCCUGUGGGUAUCUUGUGACUGUCUUAUGAGCAUGAUGCAAUGGUCUUGUGGAGGUCACAUGAUGUAAUUUUCCUGCCAGUGUGAGGUCACAUGAUGACCUGUUCUCAACAGGUAUAUAAAUGGAAACCCUGUUGUGACACAGUUAGUUUUCAGCUGAGUUGUUGUUUGCUUCAUUAGUUACUCCAUUAUGCUGUGUAUUCAUGUAACGGAGUUUUACCUUCUAUUGUAAGCUAAAAUAAUUGUGCCGGCAGUUUCACCAAUCGCUGCCAGCUUUGUUGGUGUAUCUUUGAUUUACCUUUAGAGUAGUAUUGGAGAGUGAAGACCUUAUUAAAGGACGGGAACCUGAAGGAUCAGAAUGAAGUUGGAGUUGUUUGGCGGUUUAAUGAAGGAUCAACCUUAUUAAGUCUUUGUUCAGAAAAGUGACCUGUAUCUGAGAUAAGAGCAGAGAAGUUCGUGCAGUGUUCACUCACCAGAAAAAGGUCAGUUCCUUUAAGCCGUUUUAUUUCCUUCAUCGUGAAUCCUUUGGAGAAUCAGCAGUAACGUCACGUCUUUGAAGAAAUCCGUUUCCAGAGAAGUCUCUCCUUAUUGACUCUGUAAAUCACUUGGACUUUUGAAUUUACCAUUUUAAGACUGGGUUCGAAUUUACCAUUUUAUGAACUGUUUUCGCAUUUACCCUUUUAAGAACUGUUCCAGAGUUGCCAUAUAGCAGUUAACUUCCGGUUAAGCUAGUCGUUUGAAUAUUUUUUCGCUAUUGUUGAGCAGAGUUUAAUAAAUGUUUGUUUGUUU
Messenger RNA from Mobula hypostoma (lesser devil ray), 7838 nucleotides. RefSeq names its product gastrula zinc finger protein XlCGF57.1-like. Gene Ontology annotation, biological process: regulation of transcription by RNA polymerase II. Gene Ontology annotation, cellular component: nucleus. The transcript is spliced from 2 exons. Gene Ontology annotation, molecular function: DNA-binding transcription factor activity, RNA polymerase II-specific; RNA polymerase II transcription regulatory region sequence-specific DNA binding. Lineage: Eukaryota; Metazoa; Chordata; Chondrichthyes; Myliobatiformes; Myliobatidae. The record is from RefSeq and is a predicted model, not a curated record. Bases 509 to 2374 code for a protein of 621 amino acids.